UUGGCACUGUCUCUUCUCUCACACACUCACAUCCGCAACAAAUAUGGCAGACGAGUUGGAUGUUGUUGACAUCGAGGGGGAUGAAUGUGAUGAACGAGUCGGUGACCUAAGCAGUGCUGAGGUUCUCCAGGAUCAAUACUUGCAGUCUGCAUGGAAGACGAACAGCAGUGUACUGCCGUGGACGCUGGACAGUUCCAUCAGCGAUGAGAACAGAGAGGCCAUUGAGAGCAUGUUGCUGGAGGAACAGUAUUAUUUUGCCAGUAAGAAAGCACCAAAGGUAGCAUGGACCAAUGAGAAGACCAAAGUCAAAAGGUCAUUGGUGAAAAGUUCUGGAGCACAAACUCGUUGGGCUGAAGAGGAGAAAGAUCUCUUUGAGAAAGGACUGGCUCAAUUUGGCCAGAGAUGGACCAAAAUCGCCAAACUGAUCGGCACUAGAACGGUUCUACAGGUGAAGAGCUAUGCUAGACAGUACUUCAAAAAUAAGCCUAAAACAGACAAACCUGUCGACGUGCCCUCCUCUAAUGUGACUUCAGACACCACGUUGGUCCCCUCGAUCCAGCCUCACGUCUCAGCCCUGACCAAUGCUGUACGCAUCGAGCGACUUUCUGACGAUGAGGACGUUGACAUCACCGAUGACUUCAGUGAUGAUUGGUUUCAGUCUGAAUUGAAGCCAGAGUCCUCAGGCUCCUUAGAUUGUGACCAUCAAGGAGAACCCAGUCCAAUGACACCCCCAUCAGACGUACUUUUAAACCCUCUCUCUGAAUCAGGAUCCAACGCUGCAGAAGGAGACACUGAUUCAGAUGGAAACGCUAACAUCCCUCAAAUUGCUAUUGAUCCAGAUCCGGAGGAGGCAAGUGGGGCCUUCAUCUCAGGCAAACACAGCCUGUCUGGGGAGGAGAGCACUGAAGGAAAAGAUAAGAUUGAAUCAGGUCCUGAGGAGGAGGUGGAGGAAGACCAGGAGGAGGAGGAAGAGGAGCUGAGAGCUCCUGAACAGGAGGUUAUAUUGGACUUAAACACAAUCACAGAAGAGGAGCGGCAAGCCAUCCCAGAAUUCUUUGAGGGGCGUCCAUCAAAAACACCGGAGAGAUAUCUAAAAAUUCGCAAUUUCAUCCUGGACCAGUGGGAGAGAAGUAAACCCAAGUACCUGAACAAGACAUCAGUGCGUCCAGGCUUGAAGAAUUGUGGGGAUGUCAACUGCAUCGGUCGGAUACACACUUAUCUGGAGCUCAUAGGAGCUAUUAACUUCAACUGCGAUCAGGCGAUAUAUAACCGUCCGCGGCUGGUUGACCGCUCUCGGCUAAAGGAAAGCAAAGACAGUAUGGAGGCGUAUCAGCUUGCCCAAAGACUGCAGUCUAUGCGCACAAGAAAGCGUCGCAUUCGGGACGUGUGGGGGAAUUGGCGUGAUGCCAAAGAUUUGGAGGGUCAGACGUAUGAGCAUCUGAGCGCAGAGGAGCUGGCCAUCAGAAGAGAGGAGAUGAAGAAGAAAGGACCAAAACCAUCUAAACUACCCAAACAAAGAGGCUCUUUUGAUCCAUUCCAGCUCAUUCCCUGCAAAGCUUUUGGAGAGGAAAAACAGGAACCUUUCAGAGUGAUCGUUUGUGCCGAGGCUCUUGUUGUCAUGGACAUACAUGCUCAUGUGUCAAUGGGAGAGGUUAUUGGCCUUCUAGGAGGAACAUAUGAAGAAGAAGAGAAGGUGUUAAAGAUCUGUGCAGCAGAACCAUGUAACAGCCUGAGCACAGGUCUGCAGUGUGAGAUGGACCCCGUCUCUCAGACUCAGGCCUCUGAGCUGCUCGGGGUCAAAGGUCACAGUGUGGUUGGUUGGUACCACUCUCAUCCAGCCUUCGACCCCAACCCCUCCCUCAGAGACAUUGACACUCAGGCUAAAUACCAGAGUUAUUUCUCUCGAGGAGGUGCUCCAUUUAUCGGGGUGAUUGUCAGCCCGUAUAACCCCAGUAACCCCUCGCCCCUUUCUCAGACCACCUGUCUGCUGGUAGAGGAGGAGAGCGGACCCUCUGGAUCUCUGAGGUUUCCAUACCGGUUUAACAUCCAGUACUCUUCUGAGCUUCCUGAUUGGUCGGAAGUGAUGAGAAGAGCAGAAUGGGUUGUGUUUAAGUACAGGCUGUGUCAUGGGAGUGUACCAAUGGGCAGGCUUUUCCGCAGAGAUUCUUCUCUGACUUGCCUGGAAAAGAUGCUGAGAUCAAUCCGGAAGACUUUGGAGCAGGUCUCAGAGGUUGACAUGGAGAUGUUCCUUGUACAGAUAGAAACCUUGUUUCAUUCACAUUUUCUCCCUGAGCCUGGCUCUUCCUCCUCUCAUCUUCAUGAAGUAAUAACACAGCCUCAGUUACUGUCAUUCAUCUCCUCUGAGCCAGUCAACAGCAGCCUUGCUACGGAUGAGACGUGUGUUACUGAUUCUGACAGCCAAGAUGAAUUGUACACUACAGGACCUGUCAACCAUGUAAAAAGCUGUAAUGAAGAAGGACAGAAACUGUGUAAAUAACUAUAAACCUAAGAGUGUGAAUGGAAGAAGUUACCAGAGAGAAACCUGCUAC
Pimephales promelas (fathead minnow) is the source of this 2549-nucleotide messenger RNA. It is a transcript of the gene mysm1, whose product is annotated as Myb-like, SWIRM and MPN domains 1. NCBI's taxonomy places the organism in Eukaryota, Metazoa, Chordata, Actinopteri, Cypriniformes, Leuciscidae. Gene Ontology annotation, molecular function: protein binding; metallopeptidase activity. The record is from RefSeq and is a predicted model, not a curated record.